Messenger RNA from Echinostoma caproni, 207 nucleotides. The record is from the annotation of a GenBank genome assembly. Lineage: Eukaryota; Metazoa; Platyhelminthes; Trematoda; Plagiorchiida; Echinostomatidae.
AUGGAGAACAUUCAGCGUCGGUCAGAACACGAUGUUCCCCUGGAACAAUACUGCUUGUUUGUGCACGGUGGUAUGGACACCGAAGGACAAAUGUUCAGUGAUGCAUGGCUCAUCGUGUUGGGUGAGAAGAUCCCGACUAACAAUGUGUCCGGUCGACUCACAUGGCGUCUAAUCGAAUCAUCAUCACGGUUACCCCUUGGUGAAUGA